This is a messenger RNA of Branchiostoma floridae (Florida lancelet), 7054 nucleotides long. RefSeq names its product filamin-C-like. The transcript has 35 exons. Bases 1222 to 6570 code for a protein of 1782 amino acids. Gene Ontology annotation, molecular function: actin filament binding. The record is from RefSeq and is a predicted model, not a curated record. Lineage: Eukaryota; Metazoa; Chordata; Leptocardii; Amphioxiformes; Branchiostomatidae. Gene Ontology annotation, biological process: actin cytoskeleton organization.
UUUAAAAUUCCUUGGCUUUGCACAAGAUUUUUGAGACAUUUUCCCUCUGUUCUAUUCAUAUUUACCAGUAAGUACUAUUCAGACUUACUACACUCCUCUUUCCUUCCGAAUUCCUUCUAACGGUACGCUAUUCAUCACUAUUGGCAACCAUUCCAAUAACAACCCAUUCUUCUUGUCUCCUUUAAACUCACGCCCUAAAGUCACGACCGAUGGUAUUUAAAGUCUGCUCACGUACAAACAGAGCCUCUGGAAAGCAGCUAGUAGUAUAAUUGCGACUAUACCAUCUGUACCCUUUUUCAUCAAGGCACUCUGAGGGUGUUUAUGAGAGUUUUUUUGUUCAUUGCGAUCACGUUUUGGGUGAUUCCAAGUUGUUAAUCUUGAACGGAAGAGAGCGUGAGUUCAAAGAGAGUCAAAACGACACCCCCGUAUUUACAACAUGCUUGGUUUACCUCCGAGGGAGGGGUCGAGUUAAAGGACAUCUCAGCUAGCGUCGACUCUUCGGUUGGAGAAUCUAUAGCUCCUACCGACUCAAGCUUCAGUGUCAAGACUUCUACUUAACACGCAACGAGACGUCUUCGAUGAAAGCAACGCUUUCUUGGAACACUUCUUUGAUUUCUACUUCGAUGCAUUUUGCGGGAUCUUGCGCUAAGUCUACCAACCCCCUUUGUCGUUGGAGUGCAGCUUAUUCUGAUUUUGAUAGUAGACCAAAACUUUCUGAAUGAUUGCCAAGUCGUACGUGUACCCUAGCUGAUAGGAUUAACCAUGUUUAUCGAAGUGUGCUGCAAAGUUAAAGAGCUGUGCACUAGACUGUUGUCAACAAGCUAGCUGAGGAGAAUCCACCCAGGAGGUCCUGGCAGCCUCUGUCGACGGAGCACAGAUUACGUUUUAAAAGGAGUCGCCAUUUGUCUCAUUUUCCCAGGGCACUGAACCUCACCGAUUCUGCACAAUUACUGUCCUUUUUUGUGUCGUAUUUUCUUCACAACAUCUUAAUCCUGUGGAAGGAUUCUGGUUUGAAGCGGUUUUGCUGUAUUGAUAGCCAAUGAGAUUGACUUUGGCCACGUUUUUUGAGGACGCAGUUUGCCCGUAUCCAGGAGUCUCGCAGCACGACGGAAAGAAUUCCACCUCCACAUGACGUCUCUAAUGUAGGCAGCCACAACAUUUGCGUGUCCCCAAACGGGUCCUUCAUAAAGAGAGAAACUACAGGAAGAAUCUUAGCAGAGGAUGGACUGUAUGUAUGAUGGAAACCAUGCCAACUACAAUAGCGCUUAUCACAAUGCCUCCACCCUGGACGCCACGGCGAGGUCAAAGAUUAUCGCCACGGCAACCAGAGUCAGACGAGACAAAGACGAUCCUGACAUCACCGUUCUGGUGGCGGGAAACGGUGUGAACGUAGCCAGGGUUCACAUGCCUGCAGAUGUUAGGGUGACGCCGCUAGGUGUCGUGACUGGCGCCAUAACCGUGGUAGCGGUCGGUCCUUACGGCAACAAGGCGCACUGCACCCUGGUCAAACAGAAACCAGGCCAUUAUCAUGGGACUUAUACACCAACCAUUGUAGGAAGCUGGCUUGUAUCAAUCCGGAUCGACGGAAACGCGGUUCCGGGAAAGAAGUUCACCUGCAAUGUGUACGAUCCCCGCAAGGUGAAGGUGUUCGACACCCAGCCGGGAAUUCUGGGAAGGUUGUGUACCUUUGGAGUCAACACACGGGAGGCAGGGGAGGGUGACCUCUCCGUGGUGGUGAUCUCUCCCAAGGGGCGGAUCGCAAGUCGCGUGCGCAACGAAGGUCUCGGCAAAUAUCGCGUGAGCUUCUCACCGGAAGUCGUUGGGAUGCACAAAGUUUUUGUCAACUACAACGGAGAUGAGAUUGCAGAGUCCCCGUUUCAAAUCGAAGUGGGGAACACCAGUGCCAUAUCUGCCCACGGGAAGGGCUUACAGAGAUGUCGUGCAGGGUCAAGGUCAACCUUCAAGAUCAAAGGCUGCAGUGGCGGUGACAUCAAGGUUACGAUAACAGGUCCCAGUGGAGCCACCGUGCCCAACAUCACUAACGUGUCCGGAGGAAACUACGUCUGCGAGUUCACACCAUUUGAAGCAGGUGACCAUGAAGUUGAUGUGCAGUACAACGGAGAGUCGAUAGAGGGCUGCCCAGCUACCAUCCAGGUGUAUGAUCCCAGAGCUGUGGUAAUUCACGGUGUGGACGAUGGGGUGGUCGGGCAGCAAUGUCUUUUCCAGAUUGAUGUGUCCCAGGCCGGAGCAGGUGAUGUACAGAUUAAGAUCCUGAACCAUGGCCGCCCGGUCAAAUGGAAACUGUCCUCCAUUGAACCCAACAAGCUCAACGUGUCAUUCAUCCCGGAGAGGGCGGGGCCUCAUGACGUCACAGUCACUUUCGAAAAUGACACUGUCCCAGGAUGUCCGUUCCGCUGCAAUGUGAUCGACCCGAGCCGUGUGACGCCCAUCAAGCACCAGCCCCGCGUGGCCACGGCAGGCCGCCUGACCAACUUCACGGUCACCACACGUGACGCGGGGGAGGGCAACACCACCUUCAUCAUCACAGACCCGUUCGGAAGUGUGAUACCGUGCCGAGUGGAGAACGAACGGCAUGAAGUUAGGGCACACUGGACACCGUCAGAUGUCGGGAGGCACCAUGUUCAGGUACUGUUUGGAGGUGUGGAGGUUCCCGGUAGCCCCUUCGUGGUCCAAUCGUAUGACUCCAGUAAGAUUUCGAUUGAGGAUCUGGAGACGACUGGUAGACCAGGUGAAAUGUUGGAGUUCACUGUAAAUACGGAAGGAGCGGGAGAAGGUGACCUGAAAUGUCACGUGACCACAGAUGGGGGAGCAUCACAUGUGAAGAGCACUGUCCGGAAAAUGGCAGCUGAACGGUACGCCGUGACAUUCAGACCCGAAUCGGUCGGCGAACACGACGUUAGGGUUACUUACAACGGAGUGGACAUUCCAGGGACUCCGUUUGCCUGCAACAUCUUGAACCCUGACCGAGUGUCCGUGACCGGAGAUGGGAGGAAAAGAGUUCAGCUCAACACCCCCUACCGGUUCUUCGUGCACACGCAGGGCGGGGGGAAGGGCACGGUGCAGUGUGCCGUCACGGGACCAGGACACGUCCCUGUAUCUUGUAAGCUGGAAGACAAACAUGGAGGUGACUUUAUCGGAGAGUUUGUACCUGAUGCCAUAGGUGAAUACCAGAUAAAAGUUCUGUUUGAAGGGAACGAGGUGGCCGGAAGUCCUUUCGGUAUUUCCGCCUAUGACGUCGAAAGAAUCAAUGUACGGAAUACGACAUAUCAGGCCAAACUCGGGCAACCUGCGAGGAUGCAAGUUGACACUGGUACGGCCGGGGACGGCUCACUACAGGCCCGUGUAGAAGCAGAGAACACGGACGUGCCCUGUAGCGUUGAGAAAGACGACGUGUCCCACUACACCAUCGCCUUCACGCCCAAAAUUGCUGUCAAACACUUCAUCUUUGUCAAGUUCAACGAGACGCCACUAAAAGGGAGUCCGUUUAAGAUCGACGUGUCGGACCCCACCAGUGUCGCGGUGUCCGGGGCGGGGCUGGGGAUCGUUCCUGUCGGUCAUGUCACCAACUUCAGCGUGGACACGGCUCGGGCAGGGCUCGGCAGGGGAGGGGUGGAUGUCAAAAUAUCAAAUGACCAGGGCCAGCUGGUACCAUGUGACGUCACGGAGGAGAAACAGGGACUGUACAAGUGUAGUUACACACCGCACAGAUCAGGUUCCCAUCGGAUAGAGGUGUCGUACGACGGAUCAGAAGCAGUGGGAAGCCCGUACAUAUCUGAAGCGUUUGACGUCACAAAAGUACAUCUCGUAAACAGGCAUCGUCUGGUCGUCGGAAAAGAAGCAACGGUUGAAGUUGACGCCAGCCGUGCAGGUAGGGGAAAUAUAGACGUGAAUGUGACGACUACAGGAAGGCGGGUUCCGUCCAGUGUGGCCAGGAGUCCGUCACAGACAGGAGUCUACUCUGUCACGUUCUUCCCAGAGAUCCAAGGUCCUCACGAUAUACAGGUUCUCUUCAAUGGUAUCCCCGUACAAGGAAGCCCAUUCCGAGUUAACGUCCUUGAUCCGGGGAGAGUUACCGCCUUUGGCUCAGGAAUCCAGUCCGUGCCCAUCAACAGACAGGCACACUUCACAGUAGAUCCUAACGGUGAACAUAGAGGAACCGUUACUGCCACAAUUAACGCCCCUAGCGGUAGAAGAGUGCCCUGCACCAUCGCCCCGACGUAUGACGGGACGUAUGCCAUUCAGUACCUCCCGACAGAAGUAGGUCAGCAUAGGAUAGACGUGAACUUCUCUGAUCAUCCAAUCAGCGGCAGCCCUUUCUACUGUAACGUGUAUGAUGUGUCAAAGGUCACGGUCAGUAAACUUCCGGGGGUGGGGUACGAGGGCAGGGAAAUCAGGUUUCAAGUUGACACAGGCCAUGCGGGUAUGGGUACAGUAGACGUUGAGGUGACGUGUGAAGGAAACAGGAUCCCACAUUACAUGAGCUCCAGAGAAGCGCCCAGACUCUACAAUGUGGGGUUCAUGCCAGAGGAUGUGGGGGUGCACAAAAUCACCAUAACUUUCAACCAGGAACCUGUACCGGGGAGCCCAUUCUUUGUCGACGUUCGGGACAGCGGGCACCCGCGGGCACCCCCGCGGCGCUCCAGGACGUUCUCCCUGGGGGAGAAACACAACGACGCGAGGGCCAUGGUCGUCAAGCCGGUCGUCUCCAAACCUAUUGUCGAGACGGUUGACGUCGGAGUUGGUUCGUUAAAUAUCCGUACUCUCCAAGCACAGGUCAUCACUGAGGAGGAGUUCACGAAGCUGAAGAAGAUAAUCGUGGGUGCAAAAGGCGGGAAAGCGAAGGCCACGGCUAGCGGGGAGGGGCUGUACAGGUGCUUCCAGAACACGCCUGCGCAGUUCAUCGUCGAGACAACAGACGGCAAAUCCGACAGACUAGAUGUCAAAAUCAACGGUCCCAACACUAUAGCCAAACACAAGAUCCAGCAAGACGGUAGCAGAUUCUACGUCAGCUUUACUCCGGUGGAAGUCGGCAUCUUUGACAUUUAUGUCGGAUAUGACGGGACAGAAAUAGACGGGAGCCCCUUCCAUCCAGUGGUAGUGAACCCGUCUAAAGUCCAACUGCUGGGAGAACUGCGCAGGUUACUGGACAAGAAGGGCAGAAUCCUCCUCUUCAUCCGGGAAACUUGCUUCAUCCUGUUGGACACGGCGGAGGCAGGGCCGGGCAAGGUCAAGGCGUCUGUCCAGGGGCCUUCCCGUCAGACACCGGUGCAGGUGGGGCAGGAAAAUGGCGGCAAGCAGAGAAUAAGCUUCGUCCCAGAAGAAGAAGGAAAACACCUGAUAGAAAUCCUCUUCUCAGACGCACACAUUCCGUCUUCACCCAUCUACGGUUUGGCAAAGAAGAGGACAAGUGCACUUCCGGUGGACCAUACCAAAGUAGUGGUCUGGGGGGAGGGACUCAGGAAGGCACAAGUCGCACGGACAGCAGAGUUUACACUGGAUGGGUCUCAAGCUGGAAAAGGUACUCCCAGUUGCAUCCUGAAUGGACUGAAGGCUGAUGUUCCUGUCAAGAUAGAGGCGAUACCUGACAGGAAAAAUACAUACAAAGCGACGUACAAACCCGAUAUACCAGGAUCUUACUUGUUGAACAUCACGUGGUCGGGGAAGAAGAUAAACGGAGCCCCAUUUAAAGUGUCUGUGACGAAACCAAUCGACUCUGCCAGGGUGGUGUUCUCGGGACUGAAGUGGGGGUUUGGCGGUCAGGCGCUCAGGGCUACCGUAGACAUCAGGAAAGCUGGCAGGGGAGGUAAGCUAGCGGCCAGGUGUUUGGGCCCCUCGAAGCCUGCCCGAGUGGACCUGACGGAUAACUUUAACGGCACCUUCCUGCUGUGUCUCCAUCCGGUGGAGAAGGGCAAACACAAGCUGGAGAUCAAAUAUGACGGGUCUUAUAUUCCAGGGAGCCCAUUUAUCGUCAACAUCGUUGGUUACCCGGAUCCGGCUAAGGUGAAAGCCUUUGGUCCGGGCCUGUCUAACGGCGUGCUGGGCAGGUUCGUGGGAGAGUUCGUGUGUGAAACUGUGGAGGCUGGGCCGGGGCAGCUCAAGGUGCGGGUACAUGGACCGAAAGGUGCCUUCAACGUUCAGAUGACACCAACAGGGCCGAAAGGCAGGACUGUCAUUGUCCGUUACGAUCCCACCGAGCCUGGCGAGUACGCUAUAGACGUAAAGUGGUCGGAAAUCCACGUUCCCGGCAGCCCUUUCCGCAUCAUCCUCGUAGACUCAGAGGAAGAGCUACAGGACUUGGAGCUGGAAGCUCGUGCAGCAUCCAACCCGUCAAUCAGGAGAUCUCAGUCGGGAGACUCCAUCGCAUUGGACGCUGACCUGGAGGAGGAGGUGCCAGAGAAGGCGUCACCCAUACUGACAGCCAAUGAGUGGCCGAGGAUGCGAUAUGUGGGCAGGGCCAUCAGAAGGUCAACGUCCGAGAGGCUGCUGCAGAGGCCAACGAGAACGAGAAAGUUUUCCUUCAAAAAGGCUUUCAGUAAACCUAAAAUGUGAGGAAAGCCUACAUCCGGGGCAUCGUAUGAUCAACGUUUAGUUGCGGUGCCUGCCAAGAAGACUUUUCUAAGGAUGCGUGCGUCUGCGUUCAUGUGACGGAAAUAGACUUUUAAAAGUCACACUGCAAGUUUUAUCAGUAUUGUAUCCCUAUUUUAUGCGUGAGCAAAAUAAUCCGUACUGCAAAAUGCAUUUGGCAAUGCACAGCCGGAGAGAUAUGGUACAUAUUCUAUGUCCCUUUUGUAUGAAAGACGUUUCUAUCUCUUUGCAUUUACUGAAUAUUAAAUGCUCGUUUUUCUAGAGUGCGAAAUUUGAAUCCACAUGGAGUUAGCUCUCGUGAUAGAUGCCUCCGAUGAGAGUGAUCUGGGCGUCAGUGCCCUCCGUGUUGGCAUUGACAUGUGCAUAUACUAACUCUUUACAGGCGGCGACAACAAAAUGAGGCUUGCUAUCCCAGGUACGCAUGCGCAACAAAAAUGCAUCAUGGGUA